Kockovaella imperatae is the source of this 943-nucleotide messenger RNA. Its product is annotated as band 7 family-domain-containing protein. Bases 58 to 897 code for a protein of 279 amino acids. Gene Ontology annotation, biological process: mitochondrion organization. Lineage: Eukaryota; Fungi; Basidiomycota; Tremellomycetes; Tremellales; Cuniculitremaceae. Gene Ontology annotation, cellular component: membrane; mitochondrion. The transcript is spliced from 10 exons. The record is from RefSeq and is a predicted model, not a curated record.
AUCGGGACUCGUGACAACAUCUAUCACUGGCUUGAUCACGUUCACGACAACGACAUCAUGAACUUCUUCAAUGGUCUCAGUCAGAACGCAACGAGGUUAUUGAUCGGCGCUGCUGUGGGUACAGCCGUGGUACAAAGUGCUAUAUAUGAUGUUCCGGGAGGAUAUCGUGCAGUUCUUUUCGACAGAUUCUCAGGAGUCAAGCCAACUGCAAGCGGCGAGGGAACACAUUUCUUGAUUCCGUGGCUCCAACGAUCCAUCCUGUAUGAUGUGAGGAUCAAGCCGAGGAAUAUUUCUACGACCACCGGGUCCAAAGAUAUGCAGAUGGUCUCAUUGACACUUCGAGUCAUGUCUCGACCAGAUAUGAACCAGCUUCCCAAGAUUUAUCAAAACUUGGGUCUCGACUACGAUGAGCGUGUCCUGCCAUCUAUCGGAAACGAAGUGCUCAAAGCCACCGUUGCUCAAUUCGAUGCUUCCGAACUGAUCACCAACCGAGAGAUUGUUUCCGCUCGAAUCCGUGAUGACCUUUUGAACCGAGCGAGAGAAUUCGGUAUCAUGCUGGAAGAUGUCUCCAUCACCCACAUGACAUUCGGACCUGAAUUCACACGAGCCGUUGAGCAGAAGCAGAUCGCUCAACAAGAUGCCGAGCGAGCCAAAUUCGUCGUCGAGAAAGCAGAGCAAGAACGUCAAGCUGCAGUCAUUCGCGCAGAGGGAGAGGCAGAAGCCGCAGCAACCAUUUCCAGAGCUUUAAACAAGGCUGGAGAUGCUUUCGUAGCGUUCAAAAAGAUUGAAAGUAGUCGAGAAAUUGCCGCCUCGCUUUCUGGCUCGAGAAAUGUGUCCUAUGUCCCUGCUAGCAGUGGCAAUCUUUUGAUUCAGGUGCCCACUACUCCUCAGGCGUAAGAAAGUCCUUGUAAAUGAUGAAUGAUGCAAUCACAUUUCAUGAGAG